ACUACUAAGGCCUCGUAUUCUCGUCAAAGACUUCAGUUUCCGCAUGGACUUCACACUCGCUAAAUCAAUCAGUGCUUUGUUCAGUGUUUCGACAACUACACAUGUCCAAUAAUAACAAUAAUUAUAGUUGACAUAACGAUAAAUCAAUAAUUGUAACAAGUAAAUAUCAGCGAGUACCGGGUGAAAAUUUAAAAGUACUGUUGCUUUAAUGUGUAAACUCGAGUGACUAAAUUGCAAAAGUACUCAGUGAUGAUGAUUAAAAAUUUUUUGAUAACUUUUUUGAUAUUCGGUUUUUUUUUUCAUUGGACUAAGGGAUUAAACGUGACGGCUGAUGCUGAUAUUGAUGAUGACGAUGAGAUCGAUGAGUUAAAUUUUGAGGAGUUCAAAAAAAGUAUCAGGAGAUACAGGCGGCUGAUACCUUAUAUGAGUUAUUAUGUUGCUAAUAAUUAUGUUAAUCAGAACGGGCAGUUUGUUGAGUCGAGUGGCCAACGGCAACCGCAGAGACAACGGGCUGAGUCUGUGAGAAAACCAAUUCGGACUAAUACGAAGGACUACCAGGCAAAAUUUAUACCAUCGGUUCAAUACGACCCGAAAGAAAUCGGCGGAGACAAUAAUUAUUUCAUGCCAGUUCGUUACAACACCAAGAUAAAUUACGACGAAAUAAACUACCAGGAGUACAACAAACGACGUCCGUACAUGGAGAUAACGACCCCCAGUACGGUGACAGAGACGCGUUACUAUAAAGAACGACCGCGAGUUCCAUACAAUCCAGUUUCUCUGGGACAAUCAUCCCAACUAAAACAAACUCGCCGACCUGAUUCCUAUUUAUUCGAUUACGUGAGACCUAAACCAACUCCAGUUAAUUCCGAGUACUAUCCCGUUGAUUACGAACCCAUUCGAUACAUAAAAGUCGAGCCGUCUUAUCAACCAGCUUUAGCUCCAGCACCAUCAGUUCCAGUACAUCACCAGCAGCAUCAUCACCAACACCAACAGCAACAACCAUCAUCUCGCGUACCACUUAAAGUACCGGCAAAUAGACCCAACUAUAUAUCGAGAAAUUCUGGAGAGUUGAAUGAAGAAAAUUUAAUUAAAAGUUUGCAAUUGACCAAUCAACUGCCCGAGAUGUUGAAUAGAGAUAAUAUUGAUUCUAGUAUUAAGACACUGGUUGAAAUAUUGACCUUAUUGCACGGCGCCAAAAGGCAACAUAAUAUUGGUGAUAAUUCUCUGUCGGUACAAAAUAUUCCAGUUGCUGGUCUUGGUACUGGUCCUGGUCCUAGUCCUGGUACUGUACCAGUGUCACUACCAGUACCAGGAGUAUCUGGACAAAUUUAUGAAGAAUACAAGCAACAGAAACAUCAAAAUUCCCGGCCGAAAGUCGUCACUGAAAUGAGAUAUCAAGCAACAUCACCAGCUCCUAUUCCUAUUCCUAACCCUAUUACUGCUGAAUCUCUGCGAUUCACUGCUGCUGGAGCAGCUACUGCUUCUACAGUGUCUGGUAUUAAACCCAGCGCUUUGUAUGGUCGCAAUAAUGUGAAACCGCAACCGUCUGAGUACUCGGAUUACAAUAGCGGGGAAACACAAUUGAGGAAUCAAAAUUUCGUAGAGUAUUAUACCCCUUUGAUUCAGGAUAUCGAUGAGAAAGGGAAUAGAGGCUACUUGCCGAACAAGUUUAAUCCGAAACAUAAAGAAUCGGCGUAUGAGAUCGCGGAGGAAAUUGAUGAAGUCGGUCAGGAGAUAAAUACGCCCUUGAUGAAUAGUUAUCUUGAUGGCAUCGUUGUGACCGAUUCCAAGAACUCGGGCACUAAAGGAAAGCCGGGUGUUGACUAUCCAACGUACACGGAUAUUCCGGUAACGAGUUUCAGCUGCAAGGAUCAGAGGUACAAGGGAUUUUUUGGUGAUCCUGCGACUAGAUGUCAAGUGUGGCACUACUGCGAUUUAAACGGCGGGAAAUCAUCGUUUCUAUGUCCUAACGGCACAAUCUUUAGUCAAAUAGCGCUGACGUGCGACUGGUGGUUCAACGUCAAAUGCGAAUCCACGACCCAACUUUACGUUCUCAAUGAGCGUCUCUACAAAUUUAUUUUACCGAUAAUGCCGAAAUUCCCGGAAGACUUUAGCGGUCCCGAAGUUGACCGUUACCUCGAGCUUAAAUUCAAAGAGAUGGAGGCUAAACUUAAAGCCAAGAAGCUCAAGAAGGCCAUGGAGAAAAAAGGGAAAGACAAACCCCAAGCCCAAGACCCAGAGUCUGAACCCAGAUCUGGGUCAGAGCCAGAACCAGAGCUCGAGCAAAUAUAAACAGCAAGUGUGGAUCUUGCGUCGCUGCCAUUUAAAUUUAUCAGUUUGUCUGUUUUUAAAUUUUAUAUAUAUAUAUAUUUUUUUAAAUUAAUUAAAACGGGUAUUUUUAUUUAAGAAUCAAGUAUUCGUUUAUAUCUCUAGUCAUACUCGAUUUAUAUUUACGAGACUGCUGGAUCCACCACAACAGCGCUAUUCAGUACCUUUUAUUUUUAUUUUCUUUUUGCGGUGACGGGUUUUGUUAUUUUUUGUUU
Microplitis demolitor is the source of this 2543-nucleotide messenger RNA. RefSeq lists its product as uncharacterized. The transcript is spliced from 4 exons. The record is from RefSeq and is a predicted model, not a curated record. Gene Ontology annotation, cellular component: extracellular region. Gene Ontology annotation, molecular function: chitin binding. NCBI's taxonomy places the organism in Eukaryota, Metazoa, Arthropoda, Insecta, Hymenoptera, Braconidae. The coding region runs from base 250 to 2292 and encodes 680 amino acids.